Molecule: messenger RNA, 2117 nt
Organism: Sander lucioperca (pikeperch)
Lineage: Eukaryota; Metazoa; Chordata; Actinopteri; Perciformes; Percidae
Product: fucolectin-1-like
Exons: 6
Coding region: 141-977 (278 amino acids)
Source: RefSeq, a predicted model, not a curated record
GUUGCUUGGGGUUAGUGUAUUUUCAUAUAGGCAGCAUUCAAGGAAAGGAGAUAAGUAGAAAUACAGCUGUAGCUGGGAGAGGGCAUCAAUUUACCAUCAUUGUGGAGAGAGAUAAAGGCUGACAAGGUGAGGAAGUAAAGAUGCUGUGGACUCUAUUGAUCGUUUCUCUGAUUGGAAGUGCACACUUGGAAAAAAAAACAGCUCGCUGCCAAAUAGAAGACAUAACACGUAAUGGGACAACAUCUCAGUCAACAAACUAUACAAAUGGCGUUACCACCUAUACGGCUGACAGAGCUAUUGAUGGGGAUCUGGAAAAAUGUGCUGACACACUGGAACUGAACAACUCCUGGUGGAGAAUUGACCUGCUCGGUGUCUACAGAAUUUCUAACAUCACUAUCUACAACCUAGACCAAGUCAAUACUGAUAUGAGCGGUGCUCAGAUCUACAUUGGGAACUCUCGUCAGAACAACGGCACCGCCAACCCAUUGCGUACAACCAUCCAAAACUUCAAGAAAAACCAUUUCAAUUACUAUUUAUUUAAUACAACAGUGUCGGGGCGCUACAUCACGGUGUUCUUAUCGGAAAAAACUCUAAUUCUGUGUGAAGUGAUGAUCUUCGGCAUAAUAAAAGAAUCAAGCUUUGAGCUGGUCAAAGAGAAGAAGACGUGGGUAGAUGCCCUGUACUACUGCAGGGACAACGGCAUGGACCUGGCUUCCAUUGUUGACGAAGACACUCAGGUCUGGGCUGAGUUGGAGGCCCGGAAGGCCGACACUCCUUUUGUGUGGCUGGGCCUUCGCUACACCUGCACCCUCAACUUCUGGUUCUGGGUCGAUGAUCAGCACUUAGAAUUCAAUCGCUGGGCUCCAAAUAGUAAGAUAGAAGAGUGUGACAUGAGUGUUGCCAUGGACAGAAAAGAGGACCAUCUCUGGUACAGCAAGCUUGACAACGAGACGUUUAAUUUCAUCUGUGCAAAGUAGCCCACAUGUGAGAAAUUAAUGUUUUGCUUUUCUCAGUCCCUCUUUUUCAUUUGAUCGCGUGUCAGUGGGGACAUUGUUGUGCUGUGACAAAUUCUCCUCUGAUGUGCUGUAGGUGAUGGGUUCAGGCCCACUGCAGCAGCUUUCCACAUAAAAGUGAUGGAAUGAUGCCGAGAGCAUCUCCACUCUCACCUGAAGUGUAAAUAUGGCUUACAACAGGGGCGUUUCUAGAUGUUACAUACCAGACAAAGGGCCUGUUUGCAUGUGUUCUCCCUCUUGUUUUUCUUUCUCUUCCCCACUCUGUUUUGACGUGUGUACUGUGCUAACUGUGUAUUUUAACAUCAUUUUGGACCAUCAUUGUAUGGGAAACACUGAAUUAUAUAACUAGAAAGAAACCAACAAUUCUUACUUUAAUGUUGAGCCACAGGGCCAUUACUACAAAGGUGAGGUAGUAGUACAAAUGAAAUCGGAUAUGUAUAUAUAGAUAAGCAGACAUUUCCAAUAAGCAGUAUCAAUAACUUUGGAAAAUUAGAGAUUUAUGCGAUUUUGACUAUUUUCUAAAAAUGGCUCAGAAUGUUUUUCUGAAUGAUCUAGGCAUCUACAUUCUGGGUUUAGUUUCACAAUGCUGUGAUAUUUCUAGAGCAGAACUCCUUAGCUCACAGUAGAUUAACACAGACUUUUUUUUUUUUUUUAACAAAUAUUUUUUAGGGGUGCCGGCAUCAAGUUUACGGGUACUUCAGCACCCUUAAAAAAGGGUUAAAAUCGCCCCUGGCUUACAACAAAACAUAUAUAUAUAUAUAUUUAGUAACUGUUUAUUUAUUAGUUUCACUCUGUAUUUUAGGCCAUGCAUGCACUGACUUUGUAGAUGUCUGGAAUAUGUUUAAAGUUGAAGUUUGAAGUUGUGUCAAUGUAUCCAUUUGAAUUCAUGAUACCGUAAUAUAAUUAUUAUAUGAUAGAUUACUAAUUUCCACUGUUAUAAUAUGUAAGAAUGUUUUUUUGGUGGAAGAAAUCAUUUUAGAUGUCUCAAAUAUACAAAAAUGACGAAAAAAAUGCAUUGCAAUUUACAUUGUAUAGGCCUACAUUUUAUGUGGCCACAUAUAUUUGCAUAUACCUUUGUUGAUAUAAAACAUUUGCAGCCUUCAA